Messenger RNA from Leucoraja erinaceus (little skate), 1669 nucleotides. RefSeq lists its product as uncharacterized. The transcript has 2 exons. Bases 2 to 1564 code for a protein of 520 amino acids. Gene Ontology annotation, molecular function: catalytic activity. The record is from RefSeq and is a predicted model, not a curated record. Lineage: Eukaryota; Metazoa; Chordata; Chondrichthyes; Rajiformes; Rajidae.
GAUGGCGCCGGUGUGUGUGGCCUGCCGUCAGUUGCUCUCGGAAUUGUGUGUGCUGUUUGUAAUUGUUUCGAUUCUUACCCUGGAUGUCGACUCUCUGUUGGUCUAUGAUCGCCAAACUCUGCUGGAUCUUUGUUCAGUGGACUUGGCUGGUGGUGGCCGCGGUACGUUACCCCCUCUUCUGGCAAGGGCCCCGGUUUGCCUUUGCCUUGUCCUGGCUCCACUUCCUCGGCGUAAGCGUAAACGUCGCCGGGGUAAACGCGGCGGCCGGUUGGUGAGGCUGAAGGCUUGUCUGGCGAGUUUACCUGUGUCUUCCUGGACUGGGAUUGGUCGUUCUCUUAUUCUUCCUCGACGCUCGUUGGACCCUGAUGGCUGCUGCCUGCUGCCUGCCGUUGGCCCGGAAGAACUGCUCCUCCCUUGUGGCCCCUCCUCUCCUCGACCCCGCAGGCGUGGUUUAAAUCUCCUCAACUUGCGGCCCUUGUGCCGGGCUCCCCUGACAUCGGACGCCGUGGACCAGCCUGUUCCUGUCAAGAUUGCCCUGGUGAACGCUAGGUCGCUGGUGAACAAGACUUUUAUUUUGAAAGAUUUUUUUGAAUCCAGAGGGUUAGAUCUCCUCUGUGUGACUGAGACAUGGCUGGGUGUUGGUGAGUCCAGCGCUUUCGCUGAGAUGUUACCCCUUGAUUGCUGCUAUCUUAACUCCCCGCGGACGUCGGGCAGAGGUGGAGGACUAGCUACUGUCUUUAGGAGUCAUUUUAAAUGUAAACAGCUAUUGCUUUCAUCCUCUUUAGCAAGUUUUGAAUUAAGUUUGUUUGAGCUGGUUGGCUCUAACACAGUGUUGUGUGCUCUGGUCUAUCGGCCUCCAAAGUAUAAUAAGGACUUUUUAAAUGACUUUUCUAUUUUCCUGGCUGAAAUCAUGCCUAGAUAUGACCGUGUACUUAUUGUAGGGGAUUUUAAUGUCCACGUGUGUUGUCCUGAAAAGCCUAUGGCAAAGGACUUUUUGAAUCUCAUUGAUUCAUUUAGUCUUGUCCAAUCUGUGUCAGGACCCACACAAGAGCAUGGUCACACACUCGAUCUUGUUCUAUCAUACGGUUUGCCCGUUUCUAAUCUAGUGAUUUGUGAUGCCGUGUUUUCCGACCAUAUGCCUGUGUUAUUUGAGGUUAUUAUUGCACCUACAGCAGUUCGACCUCGCGCUCCUGCUCGGCACUGUCGUGUUGUUAGCCCCUCCACUGCUGUUCAGUUCUCGGCUGCUUUUGCUCUGAACUCCAUCGUUCCUGAGUCUGUGUGUGAUACAGAGGAGCUUAGCUCAUGGCUUCACUCCACCUGCCAGACUGUUUUGGACACUGUGGCUCCAUUGAAGUUCAGGCAGCCUAAAACUAAAUUUGAGCCCUGGAUGAAUGACACGACUCGUGCUGUCAGGCGCGAGUGUCGUAGAGCUGAGCGGAAGUGGAAGAAAGACAAACUGCAGGUGUCAUUUCAAAUGUUGAGGGAGAGUUGGUGCCAUUAUCAGAAAGUUGUGAAAGCUGCUAAGAGGAAACAUUUCUCAGGUCAGAUGAUCAGCUGCUCCUGAUUGAGCCAAAGACUAAGCGGAAGCUCAGAGGGGACCGUGCCUUUGCUGUGUCGGCUCCGAGAUUGUGGAAUGAAUUGCCUCUGCACGUUAAACAGGCCCCUUCUC